Messenger RNA from Mucor mucedo, 3001 nucleotides. RefSeq lists its product as uncharacterized. The transcript is spliced from 3 exons. Gene Ontology annotation, molecular function: GTPase activator activity; protein binding. The record is from RefSeq and is a predicted model, not a curated record. Bases 40 to 2880 code for a protein of 946 amino acids. Gene Ontology annotation, cellular component: cytoplasm. NCBI's taxonomy places the organism in Eukaryota, Fungi, Mucoromycota, Mucoromycetes, Mucorales, Mucoraceae.
AUUUAAACUUUUUUUUCUUUUUCCAUUGAAUAUAGAAUCAUGUCGAAUGAUGAAGGAUCGUCUGAUCCUGAUGGCAUGACACAUGAAGAGGUUCCACCACCUUUACCACCACGCACACUGGGCUCGAGCAAUAAGAGUCAUCACACUCAAUGGACAACAUCCAAACCCAUGGAAGACCCAUACUUGGAAGACGGGCCUUUAUUUCGUGCCACCAUUCAUCAAUUAGAAAUGCGCACUACCACUCUCAAAAGCAACUUAAAACGCAUCAUCAAGCAUGCCGCCUCUUGCUUGGAUGCUCGAUAUCAACUCAGCCGUGCCGAUGAAGCCUAUUUCGACGCUCUCAGUGACACCCAUUGCAUCCAACCCCUCAUGAACCAUUACCUCAACCAUGUCUGGCAAACCAUUGCCGAAGAACGCAAACGAUUGGAUGAUUCACUUUCGACCCAACUCUUAGAACCUUUAAAACGUGUCUAUGAAGACGAUAUCAAGGUCGCCGACCUGAAACGCCGUCAAUUCGAAGAGGAAAGUAAAGACUAUUAUGCUUCAUUGGCAAAAUACCUUAAAGCCAAACCUAAGGGUGAGACAGAGCAAAAGCAACAACAACGUAAAUCUAAGUUUGAUCUGGCUCGUUUUGAUUAUUUGGGAUUCUUGUUUGAUUUACAUGGCGGUCGUAAAGAAAACGAAAUCUUGUUUCAUGUCACAGAUCAUACCAUGCGUGGUUUCGAUUAUUAUGAAUCUAUCGCUCGUAAAAUAGAGCCACAGAAACAAGGAUUGAACGAUUUAAUCGCAUUCAUGACUGAAAAUUCGCGCGAACAAGAACUCGCUGCCCGAGAAAGAGCACAUAAACGUAAGGAAUUGUCUACCGCUUGUAUCUCUCAUCAAACCGUAGAUCACUCCGAUCAAACAGUACCCGUUGAUGAAGAGGAUUUAGACCUCGCCUCUGAUCCUCCCCUCUCCAACAUUGAUGAUCAAUCCUUAGCAUUUCAUCCUCCCCCACCUUCUCUUCCUCCUCAGCUAGAUCACGAUAGGUUUAAAGGCAUCCGUGACUUGGAUCAAAAUCGUGGUGAUAUGAUCAUGACCGGUCGAAAAAAGGAAGGAUUCUUAUUCGCUACCGCUAAACCCUCUAAAAGCACUGGAUUUGAUGUCACUUCUUCAUCCGUUACCUGGCACAAAUAUUGGUGUGUUUUAAGCGGAGGUCAAAUUCAUGAAUACUCCAAUUGGAAACGUCAACUAGAACCGCACAUCGAUCCUAUUAAUUUAAGGUUUGCAACCGUGCGAGAAGCACGUAAUGCGGAACGUCGGUUCUGUUUCGAAGUCAUCACACCUCACAUGCGACGUAUCUAUCAAGCCACUUCACAAGAGGAAGCCACCAGCUGGAUCAACACGAUCCAUAACUCCAUCGAAAGUUUAUUAAAUGGCACAAGUAGUAGUUCGGCCAAUUUAAAAGACAUGAUGGUCGCUUCCUCUUCAACCCCUCAGAGUAAUAAACGUCAUGGAAGGUCCUUGAGUGGCGCUUUUAAAUCUGGGUUAGCAGUCGUAGCUUCCGCAGCCACAGCAGCCGCAGCUGCAGCAACUACAACAACAGCAACAACCAGUGAGAAGAAAAGACAAUCUGCCAAUAUACCAUCUUCUUCUACCUCAUCUGCCGUGGUAUCUAGUGGUAUGAACUCACCCUCAGAAGGAGCAGAAUUAUUAGUAUCGGCUAGUCCCAAUGAUCGUUUUCGAUGGUCGGGUUUUAGCUUUGGAGGAGGAAAUGGAACAAAUGGGAAUGGAGGACAUUCGAAAGCAAAUAGCCAUGUAUCAAAUCAAGGCAAUUAUCUAUUCUCAGCAUUGGCGGAUUCGGAAGGAAAUACACGCUUAUUAUCGAUAUUAAGACAGGAUACAUCCAACCAUUAUUGUGCCGAUUGUGGAGCUAAAAACCCAGAUUGGUGUUCAUUGAAUCUCGGUAUUUUACUAUGCAUAGAAUGUUCGGGUAUUCAUCGUAGUUUAGGUACGCAUGUAUCCAAGAUUCGAUCCUUAACAUUGGAUAGCACAUCUUACACACCGGAUAUCAUUGAACUGUUAAAAUCCAUUGGCAAUGCGAAAUCGAAUGCGAUUUGGGAUUGCCGUUUUGAACCUGGAGCCAACAUGGUGGAUUUCCCCAGCAUUGGUCGACCCAACCCUACAGAUUCCCGCGUGGCCAAAUUAGCCUAUAUUCAAGCCAAAUAUGUCAGUCGAGCCUUUGUGAAAAAGACAGCAGACCCGGACCGAAUUUUAUUUGAGGCCAUUGAUUUAGACGAUAUACCCAAGGCCCUUUAUGCUCUUGCCUCCGGAGCUAAUGUGAAUUCUUCCAGGCCGGAUUUUAACACCUCACCUCGUAUCUCCCUCUUCAUGUCACCUCAGGAGUCUAAUCCAAUUCAGAUGUUUAUGCCCUUUCUCAUGGAUCUCAACGAUCAUAAAGAUCAUCAAGAAAAAUUACAAGUGUCAGAUGAAAAGAAUUAUAUCGUUCGUUAUGCCUUGCAUUACGCUUUAUUGCAUGGUCGCGUUGUAGACACCGAGGAUGUCUUUCAUCCUUCCUCACCUACUACCGUCAGUAGUCAUGGAUCCACCGUCUUAUCCGAAGAAGACUAUCCUGUCAAGAAAGCAGCCGUGAUUUUCCCAAUGGCCGAAUUUUUGUUACAAAAUGGGGCGGAUACUGGUAUUAUAGAUACCCAAACAGGACAUACCUUGGCUGAAUUGGUCGGUAUGGGUUCCGUUGUAGAUGAUCAUGCUAUUGCCUAUAUCAACCUGAAGAAUACGGCCCGUGGUCAAUCUUCCAUUGUUAGAUCCAUCUCUUCCGUACGUCCCAAACACGAUUCAUUACCACCCGAGUUACCCAAAAAAGAUCAAGAUAUCUCUUAAAAAAAACUAUUUUUUUUUAUUUACCUUAUUUAUAAUAAUUUUUCUCUCUCUUUCUAUCUAUUUACCCCCACAACCUUUCUUCUUAUUCAAAACAUAAUAAUAAAUAUACACAACUAAAUAU